AUGCUCAUCUCGGCUGUUCGCUCCCCCACAGGCUAUGACAUCGGUGUGACGGGGGGCGUCCACUCCAUGGCUUCCUUCCAAGAGAAAUUUUUCCCCGAGAUCUACGAGCGCACACAGCUGGGAGUCUCAGACACGAGCCCGUACUGCAAGUACGACAACCAGGUGCUGCAGACCUUUACCUCCACCAUGUUCCUGGCGGGCAUGUUCUCCUCCCUGGUGGCCGCCACCGUGUGCCGCAAGUAUGGCCGCAAGCCCACCAUGUUCCUUGCCGCCUGCCUCUUCAUUAUUGGCGCCGGUCUGCAGGGCGGCGCCGUCAACCUGGCCAUGCUCUUUCUCGGCCGCUGCAUCCUGGGCUUUGGCGUGGGCUUUGCCAACACCGCCGUGCCCAUGUACCUGUCGGAGGUGGCCCCGGCUCAGUACCGCGGCGGCCUGAACAUCCUAUUCCAGUUUGCCGUCACCUUUGGCAUCCUGGUCGCCGGCCUGGUCAACUACGGCACCCAGAACUUUGCGGCGGGUUGGCGUGUGUCCCUGGGUCUGGCCGGCGCCUUCGCCAUCGUGCUGGGCGUCGGCUCCUUAGUCCUGCCUGAGUCGCCCAACUCGCUGGUGGAGCGGGGCAAGGUGGCGAGGGGGCGCGCCGUGCUGCAACGCCUGCGUGGCGUGGAGGACGUCGAGGCCGAGCUGGAGGACAUGAUCGAGGCCACGGAGGAGGCCAGCCGUGUCACCCUGCGCCAGUCCUACUCCUUCAUGUUCCACCGCGCCAACGCACCCCAGCUCAUCAUCGACAUCAUCAUCCAAUUCUUCCAGCAGUUCACUGGCAUCAACGCCAUCAUGUUCUACGUUCCCGUGCUGUUCAACUCCUUGGGGACAAGCCGCAAGACAUCCCUGCUCAACACCAUCAUCAUCAACUGCAUCAACUGCGCCUCCACCAUGGUCGCCGUCCUCCUGGUCGACAGGUUUGGGCGCCGCUUCUUCCUGCUGGAGGCCGGCGUGCAGAUGUUUGUCUCCCAGCUCAUCGUGGGUAUCGUCCUCGCCACCCAGUUUGGCAAGUACGAGGAUGGCCAGCUGCCCACCGGCACCACCGUGGGCGUGCUGGUGGUCAUCUGCGUCUUCAUCUCCUCCUUUGCCUGGUCCUGGGGCCCCAUGGGCUGGCUCGUGCCCUCCGAGAUCCACACCCUGGAGACCCGCCCCGCCGGCAUGGCGAUCGCCGUGGCCGCCAACUUCCUCUUCACCUUUGUGAUCGGGCAGUCCUUCCUGUCCAUGCUCUGCGCCAUGAAGUGGGGCGUGUUCAUCUUCUUUGCCGGCUGGGUGGUGAUCAUGACCCUCUUCGCAUACUUCCUCAUCCCCGAGACCAAGGGCGUCCCCGUGGAGCGCGUGCCCAUCCUGUUUGCCCGCCACGCCCUCUGGUCCCGCGUCAUGGGCCCCGUGUCCCUGGAGAUCAUUGAGCGCGACGCCACGCGCACCGUUUCUCGCCAGGCCGCCGCCGACCAGCGCGCCGCCGCCAAUGGUGCCCUGAAGAAGGAGCCUCUGUGA
Molecule: messenger RNA, 1530 nt
Organism: Auxenochlorella protothecoides
Lineage: Eukaryota; Viridiplantae; Chlorophyta; Trebouxiophyceae; Chlorellales; Chlorellaceae
Product: H(+)/hexose cotransporter 2
Exons: 5
Coding region: 1-1530 (509 amino acids)
Biological process (GO): monosaccharide transmembrane transport
Cellular component (GO): membrane
Molecular function (GO): monosaccharide transmembrane transporter activity
Source: RefSeq, a predicted model, not a curated record